AUGUUCCUACACUGUGCACACUCUUACGCACUCCCUCUCUCGCUCUCUCUCGCGCACUCUCACCACAUUCUCUCUCUCUCUCUCUCUCUCUCUCUUUCUCUCUCUCUCUCUCUCUCUCUCUCUCUCUCUCUCUCUCUCUCUCUCCCUCUCGCACUCUCACCACAUUCUCUCUCUCUCGCAAACUAUCACACGCAUUCUCUCUCUCACGCUCUCACGCGCACUCACAUGCACUCCCUCACGCGCUCUCUCAUGCUCACUCUCACGCGCACUUUCACGCACUCUCUCCUGUGCUCUCUCACGCGCUCUCUCACGCGCUCUUAUGCGCCCUCUUGCACUCUCUCACGCACUCUCUCGCGCGCUCUCUCAAGGCACACUCUCAGGCACACUCUCACGCACUCUCUCUCUCUCGCACUCUCUCUCUCGCACUCUCUCUCGUGCAUUCUCACCACGUUCUCUCUCUCACGCGCACUCUCACGCGCUCUCUCACGCGCACUCUCACGCGCUCUCUCACGCGCUCUCUCACGCGCUCUAUCAAGGCGCACUCUUAGGGGCACUCUCAGGCGCUCUCUUUUGCGCUCUUUUUCCCGCACGCUCACGUGCAUUCUCUCUCUUACGUCCUUCUCUCGUGCACUCUCACGCACAUUCUCUCUCUCAAGCGCUCUCUCACACGCAUUCUCUCUCUUACGUCCUUUCUUUCGCGCACUCUCACGCACAUUCUCCCUCUCAAACACUCUCUCACGCGCACCCUCACACGCUCCCUCACAUGCUCUCUCACGCGCUCUCACACGCGCUCUCUCACCCGCUCUCUCAUGCGCACUCUCACGCGCUCUCUCACGCUCCCUCACGCGCUCCGUCGCGCACUCUCAGGCACACUCUCACGCACUCCCUCUCGCGCUCUCUCUCGCGCACUCUCACCACAUUCUCUCUCUCGCGGACUAUCACACGCAUUCUCUCUCUCGCGCUCUCACACGCACUCACAUGCGCUCCCUCACGCGCUCUCUCAUGCUCACUCUCACGCGCACUUUCACGCACACUCUCAUGUGCUCUCUCACGCGCUCUCAUGCGCCCUCUCGUGCUCUCUCACGCACUCUCUCAAGCGCUCUCUCAAGGCGCACUCUCAGGCACACUCUCACGCUCUCUCUCUCUCUCUCUCUCUCUCUCUCUCUCUCUCUCUCUCUCUCUCUCUCUCUCUCUCUCUCUCUCUCUCUCUCUCGUUCUCUCUCUCGCAUUCUCACCGCGUUCUCUCUCUCUCACGCGCUCUCUCACGCGCUCUCUCACGCGCUCUCUCACGCGCUCUCUCACGCGCUCUCACGCGCUCUCUCACGCGCUCUCUCACGCGCUCUCUCACGCACUCUCUCAUGUGCUCUCUCACGCGCUCUCACGCACGCGCUCUCUUGCGCUCGCUCACGCGUUCUCUAA
Molecule: messenger RNA, 1419 nt
Organism: Closterium sp. NIES-65
Lineage: Eukaryota; Viridiplantae; Streptophyta; Zygnematophyceae; Desmidiales; Closteriaceae
Source: the annotation of a GenBank genome assembly